AUGUCGUAUGCUCCACCCCACUUUUCCUGGGUUACUGAACAUGUAGCUGGAUUUGCAUUUCCCGCCCUGAGAGAAAAUUUAGAUUAUUUGGUUAACAAGGCCCAUAUUACUCAUCUGAUCACACUCUGUCGGGAAAAGCCAGAACACAUUGAGGACUUCCCAUCCCUUCACCAUCACUACCAUCCAGUCGGCGGAUUUACCGAAGAUGAUCUGGAUUUGGUAAAGGAAAUAGUCGACAUUAUGGUAGAUGCCGAGUCAAAAAAUGAGAAAUCCGGUGUUCAUUGUCAAAUGGGCAUGGUGCGAACCGGCACGAUUCUGGCCGCGUACUUGGCAAAUAAGAACAAGGUAGAUGGGAUUACUGCGACCAAACAGUUGGGGAAACUUCGACGGAAGUCGCUUGUGGAGGGCACUGACGCAGAAGUUGUCCGCCUCUACGCCGAAUCUCUGGGGUAUAGCUGA
Dibothriocephalus latus is the source of this 459-nucleotide messenger RNA. Lineage: Eukaryota; Metazoa; Platyhelminthes; Cestoda; Diphyllobothriidea; Diphyllobothriidae. The record is from the annotation of a GenBank genome assembly.